This is a messenger RNA of Ixodes scapularis (black-legged tick), 710 nucleotides long. RefSeq lists its product as uncharacterized. The transcript is spliced from 7 exons. The coding region runs from base 27 to 710 and encodes 227 amino acids. NCBI's taxonomy places the organism in Eukaryota, Metazoa, Arthropoda, Arachnida, Ixodida, Ixodidae. The record is from RefSeq and is a predicted model, not a curated record.
UUGCUCUAAAUUCUUUCCAGUUCUCAAUGCGUAAAUUUCUUUCAGACACAUAUGAGAAGGCGCUGGAGAAACUUCAGGCUCUGGAGUAUACGUCAGACUUCACUAGUGAAGAAGAGCUAGGUCGUGGCAAGCGAAAACGCCGUCCGACCUUUCCUUUUGACUAUGAUGACAGCACCGACACUACAGGUUCCGACGAUGAAUAUGAACCACCAAAACCACCCACGCCACCCCAGCCACGGAAGAAAACAGGUGCCAACUUCUCUAAGUCACCUCUGCAUCACUCUGCCCUGUACGAAACUGUCACGUCCCAAGCCACAUCCCAAGCACGUGCCCAGUCUUCACGCAUGCAGCCACAGUACAUAGGUCUCGACAAUGUCCAGCUUGUACACGCAUCCCACACGAACAGGAUGAUGUCCCGCCCGAGCAUCCAGCCUACAGGUGAUGACUUGGGUCCACCAGUGCACACACCAUAUGCGAACAUUUUGCCCCAUUCAAGUAUCCAGCCCACAGGUGUCCACAGCGUCCCCCCAGUGCACACUCUAUACAGGAGCAGGACACCUCACUCAAGCAUCCGGCCUGCAGGUGCCAAUGAUGUCCCUCUAGCGGUGGCAACACUGUGGCAGCAACACCACGGUGAGUUUUAUUUUGUGAAUGCUAAAGUUUUCAUAUCCUUCGAAAUAACAUCAAAGCUGAGAACUGUUAUGUACUGA